UUACUUCCACAACGGGGGAGUCAAGAAGUGACUGUGGAGGAAUUUAAGCUCCAGUAGAGACUGUAUCCCUCUGAGCUGCUGCUCCGAGCGUAGUUUUAUAUUCUGUGUUCGAUCAGUGGAUUGAUUUGCUGAGGCAGAAUGGAAGCAUCGUUUUUAUCAGACACAGACAAUCAGACGUACGUGGAUGAGCAUUUUUACUUCGACGACACUAUCGACGGGUUCAGCGUCGCCAUGGCCGCGCUCUACCUGGUGGUUUGCAUCCUGGGACUGGCCGGGAACUCCCUGGUCAUCGUCGCCAUCUUGAAAUUAGACAAAAUGUCGUCUUCCACAACGGUGUACGUUUUCAACCUGGCCCUGGCCGACGGACUCUUCAUGGUCGGUCUGCCGUUCAUAGCGAGCCAGAACUUCCAGAACCACUGGAUGUUUGGCGACACGGCGUGCAAAGUGGUCAUGGUGCUGGACGGCAUCAACCAGUUCACCAGCGUCUUCUGCCUGACGGUGAUGAGCGUCGACCGCUAUAUGGCGCUGGCCGACCCACUUCGGUUCGCACGUUGGAGAACGCCGCGCUGCGCCAAGAUCGUGUCGGCGUUCCUGUGGCUGUUCUCGCUCCUCACCAUUCUCCCCAUGGCGCUUCACUUCUCAGCCGAUCAUGGCCUGUGUAUACCGGAGGUCGUGUCGGACGCCUGGUGGCUCGGCGUCCUCUCCUACACCUUCGUCAUGGGCUUUGCUCUGCCGUUCACGAUAAUGACGGCAUCCUACGCGGCGCUGCUGCUCACCCUGCGGUCCCAGCGUCUCCGGACCCCAACGCAGAACCAGGAGAGUCACCGGCUGGAGCGGCAGGUUACCAAAAUGGUGGUGGUGGUGGUGGUUGUGUUCGGCGUGUGCUGGCUGCCGUUUUACGCCUUCAACUUCUGCUCCUUGUAUCAAAACGGUCUGGUCCUGACCUUCGCCCGAGGUUUCGAGUUCGUGGUCCUGCUGUCGUACUCGUGGAGCUGCGCCAACCCCAUCCUCUACGCCUGCCUCUCCGACACCUUCAGGAGGCACUUCCGCUCCCUCCUCUGCCCCGCUGACAAGUCAACUCCCAGCAUGCAGUGCAACACCGAACGGUGCGACUCAAGUGACACAGGUGUGCGGGACGUCACCAUCGUGGCAUAGAGGGAGGACUAAAAAACUGACACAGCAUUUAUUUACAUUUCCUGUCACGGUGCAUCUCUCCGUUACUUUCAACUCCUCUACUCAUUUGAUUAAUCCUAAUUUGUGUUUUUAUUUUCUCCACUUAACUCGUAAACUGCUCAAGAUGUAUUAUUAUUUUUUAUUAUUUUAUGAAGUUGUACAUAUUUUCGUUGAGUUUGUUUUGUCCGAGGUGAGUGUGUUCGUUUUCUUCCUGACUGUGUUAUUGAGUUGGUCGCUUACAAGGCAGGAAUUCUGUUCAUCACCGUCUCAAAUGCAGGUGAUUACUGAGGUGUCCAC
This is a messenger RNA of Seriola dumerili (greater amberjack), 1470 nucleotides long. RefSeq names its product somatostatin receptor type 2-like. The transcript has a single exon. Gene Ontology annotation, molecular function: somatostatin receptor activity; neuropeptide binding. Gene Ontology annotation, biological process: regulation of insulin secretion; neuropeptide signaling pathway; cellular response to glucocorticoid stimulus. NCBI's taxonomy places the organism in Eukaryota, Metazoa, Chordata, Actinopteri, Carangiformes, Carangidae. The record is from RefSeq and is a predicted model, not a curated record. Gene Ontology annotation, cellular component: membrane; neuron projection. The coding region runs from base 139 to 1155 and encodes 338 amino acids.